This is a messenger RNA of Guillardia theta CCMP2712, 3006 nucleotides long. RefSeq lists its product as hypothetical. Lineage: Eukaryota; Cryptophyceae; Pyrenomonadales; Geminigeraceae. The transcript has 22 exons. Gene Ontology annotation, molecular function: protein binding. The record is from RefSeq and is a predicted model, not a curated record. Bases 1 to 3006 code for a protein of 1001 amino acids.
AUGAGGAGGAGAGCAGCGCUUUUCUUUACUUCUCUUGCUGUUGUCUUGACCUCUCAAGGGUCACCUGACCCUCCAGCCUCAUGCUCUCAUGCGAGAUUCAUUGCGAGGCAUUCAGCAACGCCGGUAGCCCUCCCGACCAUGGCGCUCAGAGGAGGCGGGAAGAGGAAGAGGAUAACGAGGGACCACAAGAUCGGUCCUGAUGUCCUCGACUACACUGGAGUAAAGGCCAUUCCCCAUGACAACACGCCGAGACUCUCCGUCUACAUGGAGAAGAAGAAGAAGAAAGUAGGAUCAUUCGCGGCGGCGAUUAACAGGGAGUUUCCGAGAGACGAAGUGAAGGCGAUGAGGAUGAUGAGAAAGAUGGGCUUCUACGAGAGCCUCAUCAACCCCAAAGACGAUCCGGAGGAGGACGAGGAAGAGAAGGGCAGAUACCUGGACUAUCGCAAGACCUCGUCCCAGCCCAUGCUCACUGAUGGAACCGCAGAGUCGUCCGACUCUGACGACAGCGACUCGCCAUCGCAACAAGUUGGUCUCCAAAUACGGAAUGGUGAAGUAGAAUUCAACCCUGUUGCUGAGGACCGAUCUCAGUCCGCAACUGAGAGUGAAGUCGUUCGUCGCACAGCAGGGCUCCUCCCACCGACCGACGAGCACGUUGGUGUCGACGGACUUGUGAACUUCACCAGCAUGCUGCUGCAUCCUAGCGAAGAGGAGGUGGAGGAAGCGGGGAAAGAAGGUGCAGGGGCAGGGCCGGAGCAUCAUGACUUGCAUGACAUUCAGCUUGAAGAGGCAAGACGUGAUGUGAUGGAAGCUUUGGAGAGUGAGGAAGUUCAAAGUGAGGUGGAGACGGAACAAGCGGUCCAGGACGAGCAUCGGGACAGAAGCUCAUUCACCACGACCCACUCUCUUCCUUCCUUUUAUCGUUCUACUGAGAGGGAGAGCGACGAUUCUGAAACAGAAGAAUCAGCCGGCACACGAAAAUCCAGCAAGGAAGGUCGUACAAGUGAUGAAGACCUGAAAUCCAGCGAUGAAUCUACAGAUGGCGAAGAACCGACGAUCCUUUCUUCGGAUUUUUCUUAUCGCCCAAAGCCGCCAUGGCUCAGAGAAAAGAGGAAAAACAAGUACGAUAGCAGAGACGUACUCGAUCCUCUUGAGAAUUUUGAGUGGGGAACGGAAAAGGUCCCCAAACACCUUCUCCCUCCGGAUCCUCGAAUGUGGAGGAGAAAGAAGAAGGAUCGAAUGCGCACAGAGAUGAUGAGGGAACAGAAGACAGAUUGGAAUCAAGAGAUCGAGGAUAUGGAUAUACGAAGUGAGAUCAAAAAGGACUGGAUCGAUUCCGAUCCUGAGAAAGACAAGAGACAAGAGAAAGCUGCCUUGAAGGAGAGAAGAAAUGUGCUGUUUCAUGAUCCGAAAUUAGACAAGAUGAGAGCUUAUGUGAGGAAAAAGUUCAACCGCGAGGAGAUAACCAUCUAUCGGAUGAUUGGGAACAAGAUCAUCGAGGACGACUUUGAUUUUCAUCGUCUAGUCACUAGAGAUCGAGAAAGGAGAGAAUUCAAAAGAGCUCAGAAAGAAGUUGCUGGAUCCAUCUCCUCCUCCGUCGAGGACUUUGACAAUGUAGCGCACAGCACCAAGUACAACUUUCUUGGUUUCGACGACUUUGUUCAGAGAUACGUGGGCGGGGAGUUUGAAAUGCACCACCUUCCCAAAUCUGUCAUCCGCAAAUUCUUUCCGCCAUUCCGGGGAGCAACGUAUGCGAUCUUGAGGGAUCGACAAGACAGGAGAGAUGAGUGGGAGCAAACUGCCGAGGCGAGGUUGUUCAACAGCCCGGACGACGCAAAUCUCCCGGAGUUCGUCGGAGACUUACCUAUUACGAAUGACAUAGUUCAGAAUAUUGAAGAAAGUUUCAAGACACAAGAUGGUGAAUAUGAUUUGGAUAAGAUGGCACUGGCGUUGGAGAAAGAGCUCAAGAAAAUCAACAAGGCAAUCUUUCGUCUUCGAUUCAACAAAGGGCGGAACAAGAAGGAAGCUGAUAGUGAGAUUGUCGACGAGAAAGAUGAUGUCUAUGCAAGUCAAGAAAGACUUCUUUUUCAAGACCUCGACCGUCUGGUGCAAGCUCGAUCUUUCAUGGAGAAAUCGCUGUCAGAGAUAGAGCAAGCGAAGCAGGAAGAGUCCAUCGUUGAGAAACCAAUACUUAACAUCACAUAUGACGCUGUGUGGAUCUUGGGCUUUGACGUCAAUCCUUACGGGAGACCGUUUGAUAAAUUCUUCUGGACUCCUGCAGUCCAAUACAACUUUUGGUCGUUGGUGAAGAAAGGCGAAAAGGACAUCAACAAAUUACAGUAUCUGAUGGACAUGGGCGCCGUUGUAAACGCCCAUAACCCUUCCAAUGCCUUCUCGACAGCUCUGCACCUGGCGGCAUGGGGAGGUCACGUGGAGACUUGUCGGAACCUCCUCCUCCUCGGGGCCAACGUGACAGCACGAAGGCUGUGUGGGUCGACUGCUCUUCAUCUCUCCGCUUUCUGGGGACAUUUCAAGGAGCGUAGAGGAGUCCGAGGAGUAGAGGUGCACGCAGCACGGAGCGAGGAGUGGGCCGAGAUCGAUCAGUCGAGGCUGGUGAUGGAGGUGACGCGGUUGCUGGUGGAGAAAGGAGGAGCAGAUAUGUGGUGCAAAAGGCCUUAUGACCGCAAACUUCCCCUUGACGUAGCGGCGUCUGAGAACAACAAGUGGGUAGACAGGACCAGGGUGGUCGUCUGGUUGAGGAGGAAGAUGGGACUAGAGGAGAAACUGCAUGUUUGCAAGAUUCCGAAGCGCUUGAGAGUCAGCGAAAGGAAUGAAUAUGUUCGCAUCCCCCCCGGUCCCUACAUCCCUCCAUGGCAAGUCGAAGAUGAAAUCGCGUUCUCCUCUCCUUCCCAUCGGUACCAGGACCCUGAAACAGCAGGGAGGCAUCCAAAGAGCAUGCAAUCAAGACCAACACGCCCGUCGCAAUGUUCGAACGCCGCAGCCUUGUAG